This is a messenger RNA of Trifolium pratense (red clover), 1423 nucleotides long. Its product is annotated as putative F-box/FBD/LRR-repeat protein At5g56810. The transcript has 2 exons. NCBI's taxonomy places the organism in Eukaryota, Viridiplantae, Streptophyta, Magnoliopsida, Fabales, Fabaceae. Bases 5 to 1198 code for a protein of 397 amino acids. Gene Ontology annotation, molecular function: protein binding. The record is from RefSeq and is a predicted model, not a curated record.
AACAAUGGUGGUGGAGGAAGAUAGGAUAAGCAAUUUAUCAGAUGAUAUCCUCCACUGCAUUCUCUCUUUCAACCCAACCAAAGAUGCCGUUAGAACAGGAGUUCUUUCCAAAAGGUGGAUUCAUGUAUGGCGUUCUAUUCCUCUUCUCAACUUCAGCAACAUCAAAUUACCAGACAUUGUAUCCAUUCACCUCUUCAAUCGCUUCCUCCACUCCGUCAUAGCUUCUCGAGUCGCCAAUGCCGGUAUCAACACUUUCCACCUUGACAUUGCAUAUGCUAAACUUGAUAAUGCUAAAUCUCUUAUCAUUCCCAAUCUCAUCAUAUGGCUUAAUUUCAUCGUUCAACGCCAACUGAACUAUCUCGAUCUUCAUUUCAAUUUGCUCAAUGCUGCUAACUGUUUUUAUGAACGGCCCAGAUUUCCCAAUAUUGUCUUUAGUUGCAAAACUUUAGUUGUUCUAAACCUUAGUUGGUUUAGUGUAGAUGGCUUUGCUGUGUCUUGCAGUGGAUUUGGAUUUCCCUCACUCAAAACCCUUAAUUUGAAAAAUAUUAAUUUCUAUGAUCAUCAAGUUUUCAUUUUGCUUCUUGCUGGAUGUCCAGUUCUUGAGGAUAUAAAGUUAUGCAAUAUAGUUUUCUUGUCGUGGAAGGUGGACUAUCCAGCUGCUGAAAGGUUGUACUUAAGCAAGUUGAUUAGAGCAGAUAUCACCGACUGUCCGUGUUUCCCGAUUAAAGCAGUCUCUAAUUUGGAGUUUCUGCGAUUUCAAAUGAGGAUGGAGUUUCAUGAACUUCCUAUCUUUCAUAAUUUGACCCACUUGGUGAUCAACAAUAUUUCGGAUUUGGUACUAAAGUUGCUCCACUACUGCCCUAAACUUCAAAAUCUUGUCAUUUACCAGAAGACACAAACUGAGUGGGAUACGAACUUUGAAGCCGAACAAGGAAGUUGGUUGCCCCAAAAGUCCGUUCCACAAUGCUUUUCAUCAAAUCUUCGAACUUGCAUUAUUCGGGACUUUGCAUUUCUUGACCUAGAACAUGACAUGAUGUUAGCAAGACAUAUUCUAAAUAAUGCGGGAGUUUUAGAAACCAUGACAAUAUCAAUAUGGGGUGAUAAGGAGCAACAUGAAAUCGAGAUGGAAUUAUCCUCAUAUCCAAGGGCCUCCGCAAAAUGUCAACUUCAGUUUAUUGAUAACAAAUAUGAUAUGUAAUGUAAGCAGUAGUGUCUCUAUCGUGUCUGUUGUUUCCUUAGCUUCUACUAUGCAAUUGUUGAUUUGGUGGUUUAAACUAUGAAUUAUGAACUAUGUGCCUGCUCUACAUUUGCGUCUACCAUGCAACUGUUGUAUAACUGUAUUUGAUGGUUUGAUGAAUUAUGUGCUAAGAAGGACACCGAAUUUGUCUUGUGGACAAGUUAAUGAAAAAUUAUCCUUAAAUGA